Molecule: messenger RNA, 843 nt
Organism: Necator americanus (New World hookworm)
Lineage: Eukaryota; Metazoa; Nematoda; Chromadorea; Rhabditida; Ancylostomatidae
Exons: 3
Coding region: 1-843 (280 amino acids)
Source: RefSeq, a predicted model, not a curated record
AUGCCAGAGCCCAUAACAUAUAAGGUUCAACUGCCUGAAGGAAGCAUGGAAUCUUUGACAACAACCAAUCGUUUCGUCACGCUUAACUGCCGAACACUAUCGAGCGAACUCCAAGAAGCCGCCCUGUCUAGGCUUCUGCGAUAUCUCUGUGUGCCUUUUGCUGUAGUGCAGGAAGCAUGCCCUGUCAUCAGCAUCGGAAAUUUUACCAUAUACUGCGGCGAUGCUGAUGAAAGGCAAGUAAGUGGCUGCGCAAUAGCUGUGAUGAACGAUUACAACAACCUGGUGGAGGAAUUUGGCUCAACAUCGUCUGGAUGCGCCUUUCUACGACUUCGGAAUCGCACGGACCUCGAAUACGUUCUGACGAAGAACAUCCCUUUGUCAGAGAGUUCUUCUCAGCCUCAAGAUACGGUUCCACAAGAGAAACCGAUAAGUUCCUCUUCAACCGAAAAUCGACGUGGCAGAAAGAAAUUGUGUCGUCAACUGGAACAAGAUCGCGAUAAAGAGUGGACGUCAAGAGCGAAGGAGUUUGAAAAAGCAUGCGAGGACAAGGACCCGCACAAAACCUAUGCUUUGCGAAAACAGUGUGGCGUCAAGAUGAAAGGAUGUUCUUCAGCCAUCAACACUUCCAAUGGAGUGGCUGUCGGUGAAGCAACCCUUCCAAUUUGGAGGGAUCAAUUCAAGACCUUACUGAAACGGCAAGCGCCGUCAGUUCCUGAACUUGGGCACGUUGAUAGACCGACAUAUGCGGUUAACGAAGAAUCACCAACCGAGUCGGAGGUUUUGGUCUGUAUCCAAAAGAUGAAAAAUGGAAAAUGUGGUGGAGACGACGGGAUUAGCACAUAA